Molecule: messenger RNA, 4792 nt
Organism: Chrysemys picta bellii (western painted turtle)
Lineage: Eukaryota; Metazoa; Chordata; Testudines; Emydidae
Gene: HYCC2
Product: hyccin PI4KA lipid kinase complex subunit 2
Biological process (GO): protein localization to plasma membrane; phosphatidylinositol phosphate biosynthetic process
Cellular component (GO): plasma membrane
Source: RefSeq, a predicted model, not a curated record
AGACCCCGGCACCCCACGAGCUGCGGGGCCCCCGUGCUGGCACCUGCCACGGCACACGGGACCGCCACCCGCGUAGACCCUUCCCCCGACUCCGUGUAGACCCCUCCCCGUGGCCCUCGGGGACCCCUUCCCUUGCCCCACAUAGAUCUGUUCCCCUGGCUGGCACUCGGGGACCCCUUCCCCUGCCCCACAUAGAUCUGUUCCCCUGGCUGGCACUCGGGGACCCCUUCCCCUGCCCCACAUAGAUCUGUUCCCCUGGCUGGCACUCGGGGACCCCUGCCCCACAUAGAUCUGUUCCCCUGGCUGGCACUCGGGGAUCCAUUCCCCUGCCCCACAUAGAUCUGUUCCCUGCCCCGCAUAGACCCCCUUCCCCAUGGCACUCGGAGACCUUCCUCCUUACAGACACUUUUCUCCUCUGGAGCUCUCUUACUGACAUCACAGUCCCCAAAAGAGACAGGGAUCUAGAUCAGGAACCCUGCUACCAAGACAGGCAGCAAUAGUUGCGAGAAAAGCAUAGAAUUUGGCAGGACAAGUCCACAAGCCUAAUGAUAGAGACGUUUCUGUAUCUACUGGUUAUGUAACCUCUCUGUUAUACUCAUACACACUGACACUCUCCUACAGAAAAAGCGAUACAGAGUGGGAAGGAGGUCUGCACCAUACAGAUCUCUAUGGAGAUACCCUCUUCAUGCACACACUAUACACACGCACAUAUAGUCAGAGAGAAAAACAUAUGGUAAUUGUGCUGGUACUCAAAUCUAGAGAGAGAACAGGUUUUUCUUAAGUGAUAGAUUGGAUUACUGGGUCUCAAUAUACCAUCAAAUAUUUGUUUUCUCAGGAAGAGUUGGGAAACGUUGUGGAAUUCUGGAAUCUACAGUAAAAGAACUGAGGAAUAUUUUAAAGCUUGACAGAUGCAUUCCAGACUGGAAAACUGCUGCAUUAUUCCUCCUCCUCCUCCUCCUCCUCCUUCUUUAGAGAACUGACUUCUUAAAACAGAGGUAAGAAAGGAGAAUAAGCUGUAAGAAAAUGCUGGGAUCCGAACGUGGUGUGGUGGAAGAAUGGCUAUCAGAAUUCAAGGCAUUACCUGAAAAUCAAAUCUCCGGUUAUGCAUCAACGUUGCACCGGAAAAAAUCACUGGUGCCAGCUCUUUAUAAGGUUAUUCAGGACCCAAAUAAUGAGCUCCUGGAACCUGUCUGCCACCAGCUCUUUGAACUCUACCGUAGUUCUGAAGUUCGACUCAAGAGGUUCACGCUGCAGUUCCUGCCAGAAUUGAUCUGGGUUUAUCUGCGUCUUACUGCCAGCAGGGACAGACAGAGUAAUGGUUGCAUUGAAGCACUGCUUCUUGGGAUUUACAAUUUGGAAAUUGCUGACAAAGAUGGGAACAACAAAGUUUUAUCUUUCACCAUCCCUUCAUUAUCCAAGCCGUCAAUAUACCAUGAGCCUUCUACUAUUGGAUCCAUGGCUUUGACUGAGGGAGCCCUGUGUCAACAUGACCUCAUCAGGGUGGUUUAUAGUGAUCUUCAUCCUCAGAGAGAAACAUUCACUGCACAGAACAGGUUUGAGGUGCUCGGCUUUCUCAUGCUGUGCUACAACUCUGCUAUUGUCUACAUGCCUGCCUCCUCCUAUCAGUCACUUUGCAGGAUGGGUUCCAGGCUUUGCGUGAGUGGAUUUCCUCGGCAGCAUGAGAAACGCUGGAAAGAAUUCUGUAACAGAGUGGUACUAGAUCCUGACUUCAUGGUGCAACUGCUCACAGGUGUCUAUUAUGCCAUAUAUAAUGGACAGUGGGGUCUUGGCCAGGAGGUAUUGGAUGACAUAAUUUACAGAGCACAGCUUGAACUUUACUCUCAGCCACUGCUGGUUGCGAAUGCCAUGAAGAACUCGUUGCCCUUUGAUGCCCCUGAUAUGUCGCAAGAAGGCCAGAAGGUACUGAAGGUGGAGGUUACUCCUACAGUGCCCAGGAUCUCUCGGACUGCCAUUACGACAGCUUCCAUCCGCCGCCAUCGCUGGAGGAGAGAAGAUGGCUUUGACUUCUCAAACGAGGCUGACUCAAGCAUUCCUGGCUCCCCGAUCCAACACGGCUCCACAGACCUAGGGAUCAAACGUGAGCAAGAGGGGGAGGUGCUGGUGCGCAGGACCCCUGAGCAUGGCUCACCGGAGCCCACCUUGACAGCAGCCACAACAGAGGAUACUGAGGGUGUAAAUGGAAGAGAGGAAUCCGUGAACUUCAAUGAUGCUGACGAAGGAUUUUCAUCAGGAGCUUCCCUUAGUAGCCAGCCAGUUGGGACCAAGCCUCUAUCGUCCACAUCCCAGAGGGGCAGUUUAAGGAAAGCAGCAAGUGGGCGUUCAGCUAAGGAUAAAGAAACAUCAUCUGCCACUAAAUCCAAUGAGAGCCCUCGAGAUUCAGUAGCUCGGAAGCAGUACCUGCACCAACCAACUGACCUUACUGCAGAAACAAUUGAGAUGACACCUACAAAGAAACACCUCAGCUUGCCUGCUGGGCAGGUGGUACCAAAAGCCAGUAGCUUGAGCCUAAUCCGGACCGCCAGUGCUUCCUCCAGUAAAUCAUUUGACUAUGUGAAUGGUGGUCAAGCAGCUUCCAUUGUUGGGGUUGGCACUGAGGGUGUUACUAAUCUAGCAGCUGGCAAUUCCAAUCGGUUUUCAACUAUCAGUCUACAGGAGGACCGGCUAGGCCAAGCUGGGGAAGGUAAAGAUCUCCUUACCCCAGGGGCUCCCCUUACCAAGCAGUCUCGAUCCCCAAGUUUCAAUAUGCAGCUGAUAUCCCAGGUGUAGCUUUGACUCCCCUCUUCCUCUUUAACCAACAGACAGUUCAUCCUUGGGCAAAAACAAGAACCUUCAUCACACAGUGUGAAAAUACUGACCAUUGUGAUCUCAUUUGAUUCAGUUUAGAUAUCAUCCUGUAUUUUGUAUGAAACAGCAAUAAAUCUCCCCUCACCCCCAGUCCCUACCCCUUGUGAACAUGGUUGUGAAGCAGUAUAAAAUGUACUGUAUGCCUUUUCCACACCUUCCUUUCUCCUUGGGUGAUGUGCAAUCCAUCGUAGGCUGAUCAGUCCCAUUUCAACACUGUGAGACUGGUGAUAUUGGAGGAAAUGGUGAAUGUGAUCCCUAUGAGAUGAUGCUUUGCUUUGUUAAGAAAUAGAAACGGGUUAGUUUUAUCAGUCUACAGUACUGCAAAGACUACUGGAUCAUGAUUUUUCUUAGAACCAGGAGUGCCUCAGAGAUUCUAAUGUGACUUUGGACCUCUCUGAGUUUGUGCAAUCAAUUCUGGGGGAGGGGAAUGUCAUUGUUGCUCCUGGCUGACCAAUGCACUUUUCCAUUAAAAUAAGAAUUGUUCUUUUCCUUCCCCACCCUCACCUCCACUCUCCUUCUUCUGAAACUCUUCCUGUUGAACAGUGGAGACAUGCCUAUUACCAAGUCGUUGCCCCUCAGAUAAAGAGAGGGCUGUAAGUAGAAAACGAAGGUCACAGUGUACUACUUAUGGCGUUGUAGCCAUAUUUAUGUUAUAUGUCUUCCCCUCCAGGACACAGGGUCAUUCCGCUUACACACUGGAAUUUGGAAAGGCCAAACCUGUUGAAAUAAUUCAAAAGUGGGAAGGAGAGAUACUUUCCCAGAAAUAAUUAACUACUAGCUCUGCUUCUCUUUGUGUGAGGUGAUGAUCACUGAAUUGAAACAAGCGCAUCUUCAGGUAAACAGAGGGAUUCUCAGGCUGCAUUCUGUGGUAUCAUGGCUGUUAGGGAGCCUCUCCUGCUUUCUUAGCUGUUCCUAGCUCAGUCACAGCAUAGAUUAAGAAAUCUGUAGUCCAGACAUAAUCCUCCAAGGAGAUGCAUCAGGGAUUGAGAUACUGGUUUGCUGGAAACACUGAAGCGUCAAUGUGCAACACUUUCUAGAAACAAUGUUGGUAUAACGGGGUACUCAGUCUUUUCUCCCAGAAGGACCACACUUCUGCCUUUGUAUUUACAAUCCAUUGCAUUUUGUAAAUAUUAUCUGAUCAUUUUGCUGACGGAGGCAGGCAAUCUCCUAGAAAACUCUGAACUCAUGCCAUUGAGCCAAGUCCUGAAUCUAUGUGAUUGAUGUAUGGGCAGCAAUUGGUACCUGUGCUAGAGAUCACUACUUUAAAAGUACAUUUCUGAUUACAAAGGAGGAUGUUCAUCAUAUUUUAGCCUGUGUCUUUCUUUGGAUAACUAAGGAGAAAAGAGGAAGCUCAGUCUUUUCUCUCUUCUCUGUUGUGACCUGGAAGUUUACAGGCCAUUAACCCCUGGAACAGAUUAGAGUUACAUUUUUUCAUUAUGUAGGCACUUUUGUUUUAUAAUUUUCACUGUGAAAAAAUAUACACAAAUGGCUACAAAUAACAGGCUAUCUUUUGAUUUAUAAAGAUUGUACGAAAUUCAGAACUAAAAUGGCAUUACAUUGCUAGUGGUUAUUUAAUGUUGUUAAAAUGUUAUUUCGAGCUUUCUAUUCUUCUCUUUUUAACACCCUCAUUUCAAGUAGCAUUUUUCCAAAGUGACUUUCAAACUUCUAGUUUAAACAGGUAAAGGAAGACAUUUUUAUGGUUGAAUGAGUUACUUGGUCACUUAAUCUUCAUAUUUCACAUUCAAAGAGGAAUGAUAACAUUAAACAGCAUUCAGAAUUAUGCCAAAAUGUCAGUUAAACACUUUAAACACCAACAUUCAGUUAAGAAAAAGGAAAAAAAAACCUUUAUAUUCUCGUUAAAAACUGCAGCUAAGUUGCAAGGACUGUCAGGGAUGCAUAAAGUGACAGAACAAAGACAAAAUCAGGA